AUGCUCCAGAAUCGAGCAUCAUCCGCUACUAGGGUCAGCAGCAAACCACAUCUCUAUUUGCAAGCCGAUGGAAAGCAGCAGAAAUCGGGAAACAGUUUUUGGGGCCGUCGCAAUCAUGUUUCUGCUUUUUCUGGCCUCCUCAGUUUGUUAUUUGUAAUUGCUACUUCCCUUUUCGUGCUAUUUCUUUGCGUCUGCCUCGAGCAUUUCGACGGCUCUUUACGGCAGGGCUUGUAUGAGUUACUGGUUCAUUCAUCCCCGACAACCCUUCUUCGGCGCUAUGAACCUGAAAUAUCCUAUGGCCAUGUGGUGGCGUAUACGACCUGGAUAGUCUUUCAGGCGCUGUUGUACUCCCUUCUCCCAGGGAAGACCGUCUAUGGACCGCCAACACCGGGGGGCAAUACGCUGCCCUACCGCGUGAACGGACUGUUGUCGUGGGGUAUCACAGUUGGUGCAGUCUUCCUGGCCGCUUGUAUAGGAGGUGCUGAGGUAGUUGCAAGCUUAGCCCAAAAUUGGGCAGCCGUGUUAGCGGCAGCGAACGUCUAUGGAUUGGCAGUGCCUGCUCUGGCUGUGGCGAAGGGUCAUAUAUGGCCCACCUUUAAGAACGAUCGGAGAUUUAGCGGCUCUGUUUUUCACGAUUAUAUGGUUGGAGUCGAACUGAAUCCCCGACUGGGUCAGCACUGGGAUCUGAAGAUGUUCCAAGUCGGCCGCCUAGGAAUGAACUCAUGGGUGGUGAUCGACCUAUCUUUCAUGGCUCAACAAUACCUCCGUUACGGCUCAGUCUCUAACUCAAUCCUUAUUGUGGUCAUUCUCCAUGUUAUCUACGUCGUUGACUUUUUCAUCAACGAAGAUUGGCAAGUUCUUCUGAUUCCGCGCACUGAUCAUAUUGCCCAUGACCACUUCGGUUUCACCCUAGCCUGGGGCACUGCCGUUUGGUUACCCAUGGUCUACACCGUGCAAGCCCAGUAUUUGGCCUUGCAUCCAGUCGACCUCUCUUCAUUGGCAUUCAGCGCAAUCCUUAUAACAGGUCUCGUGAGCUACGUGCUAUUUCGUCUCGCCAACCACCAGAAACACCUUUUCCGACAAACGCGGGGCAAUUGUCAGAUUGCCGGCAGCAAGCCUCGCACUAUCAGGGCUCAAUAUACUACAGCGAAGGGGAAAGUCCACGAGACAUCUUUGCUGUGUUCUGGGUGCUGGGGGAUUGUGCGCCAUCCCAACUACGUUGGUGACAUUGUUUUCUCUUUCUGCACGUGUGUGUGUUGUGGCUGGUCCCAUGUCCUACCAUAUAUGUAUUUCAUUUAUAUGACUAUCCUGCUGAUCCAUCGAUGCUAUCGUGAUGAGAAGCGGUGCUUGGCUAAGUAUGGAUCGAAGUGGGAGGAGUAUCAACGGGUGGUGCGGUGGAGGAUGAUACCCGGUUUAUUCUAA
Messenger RNA from Aspergillus oryzae RIB40, 1422 nucleotides. RefSeq lists its product as uncharacterized. Gene Ontology annotation, biological process: cholesterol biosynthetic process; brassinosteroid biosynthetic process. Bases 1 to 1422 code for a protein of 473 amino acids. NCBI's taxonomy places the organism in Eukaryota, Fungi, Ascomycota, Eurotiomycetes, Eurotiales, Aspergillaceae. The record is from RefSeq and is a predicted model, not a curated record. Gene Ontology annotation, cellular component: endoplasmic reticulum membrane. The transcript is spliced from 5 exons. Gene Ontology annotation, molecular function: 7-dehydrocholesterol reductase activity.